AUGGACCAACUAAAUUUACCAAAAUUUAAAUUUAAAUCUUUUUUUAUUCGGUUUAGAAAUUUUAAAAUUUGAUCAUUUUGUUUACAAUGACCAAAAUUUUAUCAUGCUACAAUAAGUUGUAAUUCAAGUGAAGGUCAAAUAAUUGUGAAGAUGAUUCAAGUACUAUCUAAGCUCAUUAUUUCAAGUCAUUUUCGAAGUAUUGUCAUUGAAACUUUGUUUUUCUUUAGUCUUUUCUAAAACUUUUGAGGAAGAUACAAGAAGAAACCAAUUAAAUUUCAUCGACAUCACUAUAUCCUUAGUAGUAAAGACUUGAGAAACAAUAAUAUUUACUUUAGAAUGUCUCACAAAAUUAUUUUUAAAAUACUGCACUUCUUGAUUAUUGGUUUGUUAUAAACUAAGUAAUGAAAUUUCUUGUGAUAGUAGAAUGCUCUUUUUUGUGUGUAUUAAAAGUGUACUUUCUUUAUUCUCUUUAAUAAGUUCUUUUGGUUUCUAAAAUCUUGGAACUAUGAAAAUCUUAUUAGUGCAACUUUCAUUUUAAAGAUAUUAGUUCAAACUAAUUAAUUAAUAUCCCUCCACCUUCUUAUAUGGUUUCCUACUACUUAGCUAAUCUAAUUAUAUAUAAGGAAAGAUAUACUAAUAAAUAAGGUUUUUAUAAUUUUAGUCAAAUCCUAUUGAUAAGUCUUCACUAUCAUGAGUUAAUAAUUAAUAAAUAAUAUAAUUUUAGCUUUAACUCAUGAUAAAUAAACAUAUUUGUGUUAAAUUGGGAAAGAUAUUUUUUAAUUGAUUAACAUGAAUUUUUAGCUAAUUAUGUGAUUUUCUAUGAAUUUAUAUAAUUUUUAUAGUUUUAUUUUUGAGAUAAAUAAAAAAAUAAAAUAAAAAUAAAGAGAUAGCAAAACGGUGGGACUUGUUGGCCAACUAGGCCCACAAGUGGGUUGGAAGCACAAUUGAGGGGAGCCACAAGUAGGGGCUUGAGUGGCUAGGGAUAGAUGGGGGCACGCGUGUGCCACUCCCCUUUCACGUCAUCGGUGGCUAGCUAGCUAUGGGGCAAGGAGUGGUCAUAUAUGCAAGAGAAAAUAACUUACUUGCAAAUAUAAUAUUACUAUAUAUUCGUCUAAAACUUUGGGACAUAAGUGAUGUGGGACUAAACCCGCAUCAUCCUUCCCUUGAAAGGCUUCGAAGAUUUUAAUACUUGCAAUACCCCUUUGUUAUAACAGUGAUAUAUUAUGAUGACGUUAUUUGAUAAAGGCAUUAGAGUUCUUAUGUUAAUCUCUCUCAUGUAGGUGGGCAAUCGACGUGGGUUUAAAUCUUCCUAGAGUCAAAACUCAUAUUUUUAUCUGAUUAUCAUGACUUUCCUGUAGAUCAUUGUGAAGAAUUAAGUCACCAAAAUUGUUGGAUCAUCAAUGAAAAUCUCGUCAACGUGAUUUGCAGAGUAUUGUUACUAAAAUUGUUGAAUAAUUUGCAAUAAAAGGAUUACAAAUCUAUCGAGUAAAUCAUCUCCAAUCGAUUGACGAACAAGUCAUCAUUAGGAAGAAGAUGAUCUACUAGGAGACUAGUCGUCACCUCUUGAGAGCGUACCGGAUGUGAUGAAGAGCCUCCUCUUGUUAUGUGGAUUUAAGGAUGAAGCUCUCUGACAUGCGCCUCAUCUCCAUCUAGCUUCUCUUCGUCGAGUGACAAUUGUUAGAGAGCUACAAAGUCAUCAUUUUUCUGCUCCAUUAGGUGAUAGCCGCUAGAGACGAUUCAAUGACUCAUUUCAUUGAUCUCUAGACUUCGCAAAGAGAUCUAGAGAUUAAUUAUGUCGUUUAUGUCCAAAGAGAGCUUUCGAGGCUAUGGACACUAUACAACGAUCCUCUCGAACGCUCAAGAUUCUAGUACAUCAUUGACGCAUCGCCGCUGCGAUGUCAAAACUCUAUUUUCUUACUUUCAACUUAUUUUUUACUUCAUUUAGUGAUAAUUUAUGUGAUUUAAAUUUACCAAACUAUACUUCAUUCAAUUACGAUUUUUCUGACUUUUACAAAUCUUAACUUGAUCAAUUAAAUUAUCUGUAAUCGCUCAUGUAAGAAUUAUCAAGUUGAACUCUAUUUUCACUUGAUUUACGUUCAUCGGGCACUAAGGUCAUCCUAACAUCCACACCCUUAUUUCCCUUUUUCAUGAAUUUUAAAUAUAUUUUAUUUUUAUUUUUUAGUAUAAAAUUAAUAAAAACUCAUUCUUUGAGCAAAAUUUUGAAAAAUUGUUUGAUACUAUAUUACUAGUUUUAUAAGUUUUAUUAAAUUAUAAUUAUUAUAUUUGUUCAAAAAUGCUUCUAAAUAUCUAAAAAUUGAUAUUUUCUAGUUUUAUAAAUUUUAAAUUUACAUGAUUUACUAUACAACGACUAAGUCACAUCAAUAUAUUAUUAGUGUAGCUUCUAUUUUAAAGAUAUUAGUUCAAACUAAUUAAUCAAUAUCCAUCCAUCUUCUUAUAUGGUUUCUAACUACUUACCUAAUUUAAUUAUAUAUAAGGAAAGAGACACUAAUAAACAAGGGUUUUAUAGUUCUUUAGCCAAACCCCCUUGACGUGACUCAGUCGUUGUAUGUUAAAUCAUGCAAAUAUAAAAUUUAUAAAACUAGAAAAUACGAAUUUUCAGAUAUUUAGAAGUAUUUCUAAAUAAAUAUAUCAAUUAUAAUUCAAUAAAAAUUCCAAAAAUAGCGGUAAUUUUCCAGGUCAAUCACAGGAAUGUAAUAUAAUAUCUGGUAAUUAUUCAGAAUUUUUCUCAAUGAGUACGAUUUUCUUACGAAUUUUAUACUAGGAAAUAAAAAGGAAAUAUAUUUAAAAUUCACAGAAAAAAGGAAAUAAGGGUGCAGACGUCAGGAUGACGUCAGCGCCUGGCGAACGCCAAGCCCGACGAUUCUUACGUAGGCGAUUAGAGACGACUCAAUUAAUCAAAUUAAGAUCUAUAAAAGCCGGAAGAAUCGUAAUUGAACGAAGUAUAGUUUGGUAAAUUAAAAUCAACAAAGUAUCACUAAAUGAAGCGUAAAUUAAAUUGAAAGCAGGAAAACAGAGUUCUGACGUCGCGACGGCGAUGCGUCGGCGAUGCACCGGAAUCCUGAGCGUUCGGGAGGAUCGUCGUGUAGUGUCCACGGCCUCGAAGGCUCUCCUUGGACAAAGACGACGUGGGCAAUCUCUAGAUCUUCUCGCGAAGUCUAGAGAUCAAUGAAGUGGGUCGUCGAAUCGUCUCCGGCGGCUGUCACCCGGCGGAGCGGAAAAACGGCGACUUUGCGGCUCUCCGGCGGCUGUCACCCGACGGAGAGGAGCUGGAUGGAGGUGGGGCGCGUGUAGGGAGCUUCAUCCUCAGGUCCGCGCAGCAAGAGGAGGCUCUUCAUCGCAUCUGGUACGCUCUCAGGAGGUGGCGACUGGUCUCCCGGCGGAUCGUCCUCUUCCCGACGACGGCUUGUUCGUCGAUCAAUCGGAGAUGA
Spirodela intermedia is the source of this 3449-nucleotide messenger RNA. Lineage: Eukaryota; Viridiplantae; Streptophyta; Magnoliopsida; Alismatales; Araceae. The record is from the annotation of a GenBank genome assembly.